AUGGGGCUGCCCCUAGCCCGCCUGGUGGCCGUCUACUUGGCCCUAUCUUCAGCCAGGGGCACAGAGCUCCAUAGAGAAGGCAGGACCCGCAACCAUGGCCACACAGUCUGCAGCACAUGGGGGGAUGGCCACUACAAGACCUUCGACGGUGACGUCUACCACUUCAGUGGUCUCUGUGACUACAACUUUGCCUCCGACUGUCGAGAUUCCUACAAGGAAUUCGCUGUGCACCUGAGGCGGGGCCCGGGCCGCAAAGGGGGCCCACCCCAGCUGGAGCACAUCCUAUUGACCAUCAAAGAUGACACUGUGUAUCUGACACGGCAGCUGGCCGUGGUGAACGGGGCCCUGGUCAGCACCCCGCACUACAGCUCAGGGCUGCUCAUUGAAAAGAACUACGCCUACACCAAAGUCUACUCCCGGGCCGGCCUGGCCCUCAUGUGGAACCGCGAGGACUCCCUCAUGCUGGAGCUGGACAGCAAGUUUCGGAAUCGCACGUGCGGUCUCUGCGGGGACUUUAACGGCCUGCAGACCUACUCCGAGUUCCUAAGUGACGGCAUCCUCUUCACUCCCACUGAGUUCGGGAACAUGCAGAAAAUCAACAAACCGGACAUGGUGUGCGAGGACCCCGAGGAGGAGAAGGUCCCCGCCAGCUGCGCCCAGCACCGCGCCGAGUGCGAGCGGCUACUGACGGCCGAAGCUUUCGCCGACUGCGGGGCGCUGGUGCCACUCGAGCUGUACGUGCUGGCCUGCGUGGAGGACCGCUGUCGCUGCGCGCCGGGCCAUGAGGCCGCGUGUGUCUGCAGCACCGUCGCUGAGUUCUCGCGCCAGUGUUCCCACGCCGGGGGCCGCCCGGGAUCCUGGAGAAGCGCCUCCUUCUGCCCCAAGAGCUGCCCAGGGAACAUGGUCUACCUGGAGAGCGGCUCUCCCUGCAUGGAUACCUGUUCACACCUGGAGAUGAGCAGCCUUUGCGAGGAGCACCGUAUGGACGGCUGUUUCUGCCCGGAAGGCACUGUGUUCGACGACAUCGCCGGGAGCGGCUGCAUUUCCGUCAGCCAGUGCCACUGUAGGCUGCAUGGGCACCUGUACUCCCCCGGCCAGCGGGUCACCAACCAGUGUGAGCAGUGCGUCUGCCAGUCAGGCCGCUGGAUGUGCGAAGACCUGCCGUGCCCCGGGACCUGCGCUCUGGAGGGUGGCUCCCACAUCACCACCUUUGAUGGGAAGAAGUUCACCUUCCAUGGAGACUGUUACUAUGUCCUGGCCAAGGGGGACCACAAUGAUUCCUAUGCGCUUCUGGGUGAACUAGCCCCCUGCGGCUCCACAGACAAGCAGACCUGCCUGAAGACAGUGGUCCUGCUGGCCGACAGGAAGAAGAACGUGGUGGCCUUCAAAUCUGAUGGCAGUGUGCUUCUGAAUGAGCUGGAGGUUAACCUGCCCCAUGUGACUGCUAGUUUCUCCAUCUUCCGGCCUUCCUCCUACCACAUCAUUGUCAACACGGCCUUCGGCCUGCGGCUGCAGGUGCAGCUAACUCCGGUCAUGCAGCUCUUCAUGACACUGGACCAGAGCUCCCAGGGGCGGGUACAAGGCCUCUGCGGAAACUUUAACGGCCUGGAAAGUGAUGACUUCAAGACUGCUGGUGGGCUGGUGGAGGCUACAGGCGCUGGCUUCGCCAACACCUGGAAGGCCCAGUCGAGCUGCCAUGACAAGCUGGACUGGCUGGAUGACCCCUGCUCCCUCAACAUUGAGAGUGCCAACUAUGCUGAGCACUGGUGUUCACUGCUGAAGAAGACAGAGACACCCUUUGGCAGAUGCCACUCUGCAGUGGACCCCGCUGAGUACUACAAGAGGUGCAAGUACGACACGUGCAACUGCCAGAACAAUGAGGACUGCAUGUGUGCCGCCCUGUCCUCCUACGCCCGAGCCUGCGCUGCCAAGGGCGUCAUGCUGUGGGGCUGGCGGGAACGCGUCUGCAACAAAGAUGUAGGCGCCUGCCCCAACUCCCAGAUCUUCCUUUACAACCUGACCACGUGCCAGCAGACCUGCCGCUCGCUCUCCGAGCCGGACAAGCACUGCCUCAAGGGCUUUGCGCCCGUGGACGGCUGCGGCUGCCCGGACCACACCUUCUUGGAUGAGAAGGGUCGCUGUGUGCCGCUGGCCAAAUGCUCCUGCUACCACCGGGGCCUCUACCUGGAGGCUGGAGACGUGGUCCUACGUCAGGAGGAGCGAUGCGUGUGCCGGAAUGGGAGACUGCACUGCAUGCAGGUCAAGCUGCUUGGUCAGAGCUGCAAGGCCCCCAAGAUCCAGAUUGACUGCAACAAUGUGACUGCGCUGGCUGUCAAGAACCCCCGGCCCCUCAGCUGUCAGACGCUGGCCGCCGGCUAUUAUCAGACAGAAUGCAUCAGCGGCUGCGUGUGUCCCAACGGGCUGAUGGAUGAUGGCAGAGGUGGCUGUGUGGUAGAGGAGGACUGUCCCUGUGUCCAUAACAAGGACCUGUACCUCCCUGGGGACAAGAUCAAGGUGAACUGCAACACCUGUACCUGCCGCAGAGGACGCUGGACGUGUACUCAGGCUGUGUGCCACGGCACCUGUGCCAUCUAUGGAAGUGGUCACUACAUCACCUUUGAUGGGAAAUACUAUGACUUCGAUGGCCACUGCUCCUACGUGGCUGCUCAGGACUAUUGUGGCCAGAACUCCUCUCUGGGCUCCUUUAGCAUCAUCACAGAAAAUGUGCCCUGCGGUACCACAGGCGUGACCUGCUCCAAGGCCAUCAAGAUCUUCCUGGGGAGAACAGAGCUGAAGCUGGAAGACAAGCACCGUGUGGUGAUUCAGCGUGACAUGGGGCACCACGUGUCCUACACCACGCGGGAGGUGGGCCAGUACCUGGUGGUAGAAGCCAGCACCGGCAUCAUCAUCAUUUGGGACAAGAAAACCACCAUCUUCAUCAAACUUGCCCCCUCCUACAAGGGUACCGUGUGUGGCCUGUGUGGCAACUUCGACGACCGUUCCAACAAUGAUUUCACCACGCGGGACCACAUGGUGGUGGACAACGAGCUGGACUUCGGGAACAGCUGGAAGGAAGCCCCCACCUGCACGGACGUAACUACGACCCCGGAACCCUGCAACAAGAACCCGCACCGACGCUCCUGGGCCGAGAAGCAAUGCAGCAUCAUCAAGAGCCAAGUCUUCCAAAUCUGCCACAGCAAGGUGGACCCCAAGCCGUUCUAUGAAGCCUGCGUCCACGACUCCUGCUCCUGCGACACGGGUGGCGACUGCGAAUGUUUCUGCUCAGCGGUGGCCUCUUACGCCCAGGAGUGCACCAAGGAGGCGGCCUGUGUAUUCUGGAGGACGCCCGACCUGUGCCCCAUCUUCUGCGACUACUACAACCCCCCAGACGAGUGUGAGUGGCAUUAUGAGCCGUGUGGGAACCGCAGCUUCGAGACGUGCCGGAGCAUCAACGGCAUCCACUCGAACAUUUCCGUGUCCUACCUAGAGGGCUGUUACCCCCGGUGCCCUGAGGAUAGACCCAUCUAUGAUGAGGACCUGAAGAAGUGUGUCACCAGUGACAAGUGUGGCUGCUACGUUGGCGACAAGCAUUACCCACCUGGGACAUCAAUACCCAGUGACAACAUCUGCCAGUCUUGUGAGUGCACUAGCACCUCGGAGAUUGUCUGCCGGCCUGAUGAAGGAAAGAUUGUCAACCAGACGGAGAUCAAUGGUUUCUGCUACUGGGAAAUCUGCGGCCCCAACGGGACCAUUGAGCAACACUUCAUCAUUUGUACAUCUACCAUACCACCCUCAUCGAGCCCCGUCACCACGCCUAUCUCCUCCACCACCACCUUCACUACCACCACCACCACCACCACCACCACCCUGACCCCGACACCAAGCACAGUUUCUUCUCCGGUGACUCCGAAAAUAUGCUGCUUCUGGUCGGACUGGAUCAAUGAGGAUCACCCGAGCUCUGGCAGUGAUGGCGGUGACCGAGAGACAUUUGACAGCGUUUGCAGGGCCCCUGAGGACAUCGAAUGCAGGUCUGCCACAGACACCAACCUCAGCUGGGAACAGCUGGGCCAGAAGGCUCAAUGUGAUGUCUCUGUUGGGUUCAUUUGUAAAAACGAAGACCAGUUUGACAAUGGGCCAUUUGGACUCUGUUAUGACUAUGAGAUACGAGUCAACUGUUGUCUGCCAAUGGAUGAGUGUCCCACGACUGCACCACCAACGACCACAGCCACCCAGACCACGACCCCCACUGCAACCACCACGGAGACGCCAAUCCCAGAGACCACGACCCCAACACCUACCACCACCACCACCAUGGAGACAUCAACCCCAACCCCCCCCAUCAGCACCACACCAAAGACCACAACUCCUACCACUACAACCAUCGCCACCACCACAGAGGUGCCAACCCCAGAAACCCCGACCCCAAUACCUACCACCACAGAGACACAAACCCCAGGGACCAUGACCCCAACACCUACCACCACAACCACCAUGAGGACACCAACCCCAGAGACCAUGACCCCAAGACCUACCACUACCACUACCACCAUCACGGAGACACCAACUGCAGAGACCAUGACCCCAAGACCUACCACCACCACCACCACCACGGAGACAUCAACCCCAACCCCCCCCAUCAGCACCACACCAAAGACCAUGACUCCUACCACUACCAUCACCACCACCACCAUGGAGACACCAACACCAGAGACCAUGACCCCAAGACCUACCACUACCACUACCACCAUCACGGAGACACCAACUGCAGAGACCAUGACCCCAAGACCUACCACCACAACCACCAUGGAGACGCCAACCCCAGAGACCAUGACCCCAAGACCCACCACCACCACCACCAUGGAGACACCAACCCCAGAGACUGUGACCCCAAGACCCACCACUACCACCACCAUGGAGACACCAACCCCAAGUUCCCCCAUCAGCACCACACCAAAGACCACGACUCCUACCACUACCAUCACCACCACCACCAUGGAGACGCCAACCCCAGAGACCAUGACCCCAACACCUACCACCACCACUACCACCAUCACAGAGACGCCAACCCCAGAGACCAUGACCCCAACACCUACCACAACACCUACCACCACAACCACCACCAUGGAAACCCCAACCCCAACCCCCCCCAUCAGCACCACACCAAAGACCACAACUCCAACCACUACCACCACCACCACCACCACGGAGGUGCCAACACCAGAAACUCCGACCUCAACACCUACCACCACAACCACCACGGGGACGCCAACCCCAGAGACUAUGACCCCAAUACCUACCACCACCACCACGGAAACACCAACCCCCCAAACUCCCAUCAGCACCACCACAGAGACCACAAUAUCCACAAAGACUGUGACCACCACACCCACCCCAGAAUCCACCACUACUGUGACAACCACCUCACCAACCACAACUCCAUAAUCCACAACCCCUACUACAACCACCACCACAGAGACACCAAUUCCCACCACCACGGAGACACCAACUCCCACCACCACAGAGACACCAACUCCCACCACCACAGAGACACCAACUCCAACAGCCACUAUCAGCACCACAGCAGAGACCACGACCCCCACUACUACCACCACCACCACUACAGAGAUGCCAACCCCAACACCCACCAUCAGCACACCAGAGACCAUGACUCCCACCAUCAGCACCACAGCAGAGAUCACAACCCCCACCACUACCACCACCACCACUACCACGGAGACGCCAACUCCGGAGACCACAACCUCCACCAUGACCACCACCAUGGAGACACCCAGCGUGCCCACGUCCACCCCCAUUGCCACACCUAGCAUCAGUAUCAGCACCGGCUCAGAGGUCAGCGCCUCUAGCCAGAUCGCCUGCUGCUAUUUGAACGGCACGUACUACAGCCCAGGUGAGGAAGUAUACAACGGCAUACAUGGCGGUUUCUGCUAUUAUGUGAACUGCUCUCUGCAAUGUACCUUGGAGGUCUUCAACUGGUCUUGCCCGUCCACACCACCACCGACCACCACGCCUUCCAUGUCAACACCCACCUCCACUCCAUCCACCCCAUCCACACCAUCAUCAACCCCUACACCCUCUAAGUCAACACCUACAUCCACCACGUCCACACCCAUGCCGACUACCAAGCCCCCUGCAUGCCCUGACUUUGACCCUCCCCGACAGGAGAAUGAGACAUGGUGGCUCUGUAAUUGCACCAUGGCCAUCUGCAAGCAUGACAACACAGUGGAGAUCGUGGAGGUGGAGUGCAAACCCCCGCCCAUGCCCACUUGCUCCAACGGCCUCACGCCUGUGCGUGUCAUGGACCCCGAUGGCUGCUGCUGGCACUGGGAGUGUGACUGCUACUGCACAGGCUGGGGGGACCCGCACUUCGUCACCUUUGAUGGCCUCUACUACAGCUACCAAGGCAACUGCACGUAUGUGUUGGUGGAAGAGAUUAGCCCCAAGGUGGACAACUUUGGUGUCUACAUCGACAACUACCACUGCGAUGUCAAUGACAAAGUCUCCUGCCCUCGUACCAUCAUUGUGCGCCAUGAGACGCAGGAGGUGCUGAUUAAGACAGUGCAAAUGAUGCCCAUGAAGAUGCAGGUGCAUGUCAACAGGCAGGUGGUGGCACUACCAUAUAAGAAGUAUGGGCUACAGGUGUAUGAGUCAGGCAUCAACUACAUGGUGGACAUCCCCGAGCUGGGUGCCCUUAUCUCAUACAACGGCCUUUCCUUCUCCAUCAAGCUGCCCUUCCACCUGUUUGGCAACAACACCAAGGGGCAGUGUGGUACUUGCACUAACACCACUGAGGAUGACUGUAUGCGGCCCAGCGGGGAGAUCAUUUCUGACUGUGAGAUCGCAGCUGACGACUGGGUGGUUAAUGACCCGUCCAAGCCGCACUGCCCCCACACCGCCACCACCACCACCAAGCGCCCAGCUGUCACCCAGCCAGGGGGCAACACGUCCUGUAACCCAUCCCCUCUCUGCGACCUCAUCAAAGGCAGCCUGUUCUCCAAGUGCCACGCCCUGGCGCCCCCGCAACACUACUAUGACGCCUGCGUGUUUGACAGCUGCUUCGUGCCGAACUCGGGCAUGGAGUGCGCCAGCCUGCAGACCUACGCGGCCCUCUGUGCACAGGAGGGCAUCUGCGUGGACUGGCGCAACCACACCCACGGAACCUGCCAGGUGACCUGCCCGUCCCACCGGGAGUACCGGGCCUGCGGGCCUGCGGAGGAGCCUACCUGCAAGUCCAGUCCCCCUCAGCAGAACACCACGAUCCUGGUGGAAGGUUGCUUCUGUCCUGAGGGUACCACCAACUACGCUCCAGGCUAUGACGUUUGCGUGGAUAUGUGCGGUUGUGUGGGACCAGACAACGUGCCCAGAGAGUUUGGGGAACAUUUUGAGUUCGACUGCAAAGACUGUGUCUGCCUGGAGGGAGGACGUGGCAUCGUCUGUCAGCCCAAGAAGUGCAACCAGCGUCCACCCACCAGGUGUGAGGAGGACGGCACCUACCUGAUGAUCGAAGUCAAUCCAGCUGACACGUGUUGCAACAUCACCUCCUGCAAGUGUAACACCAGCCUGUGUCAGGAAGUGCCCCCUGUGUGUUCACGGGGAUUCGAGGUGAAGACCCAGACGGUUCCGGGAAGGUGUUGCCCCCUCUACUCAUGUGUGCCCAAGGGCGUGUGUGUUGUUGGAACUGCUGAGUACCAGCCCGGCUCUCCAGUGUACGCUUCCAAAUGUGAGAACUGCGUUUGUACACACGCUGUGGACAACAAGACUCAGCUUCACAUUGUCUCCUGCACCCACGUGCCCUGCAACACCAAGUGCAACCCCGGCUUCGAGCUAGUGGAAGCCCCGGGUGAGUGCUGCAAGAAGUGUGAACAGACCCACUGCGUCAUCAACCGGCCCCAGGAGGAGACCCUCAUCCUGAAGCCUGGAGACAUGAAGAGCGACCCCAAGAACAACUGCACCUUCUUCAGUUGUGUGAAAAUCCACAACCAGCUCAUCUCGUCUGUCUCCAACAUCACCUGCCCCGACUUCGACCCCAGCGAAUGCCUCCCGGGCUCCAUCACACUCAUGCCCAAUGGCUGCUGCAAGAAAUGUAUCCCUCGCAAUGAGACCAGGAUCCCCUGCUCCACCAUUCCUGUUAAAAAGAAUAUCACGUAUGCCGGCUGCACCAAGGAGGUUGUUAUGAACAACUGCCUGGGAUCCUGUGGAACCUUUGCCAUGUAUUCGUCUGAGGCCCAGUCUCUGGAUCACAAGUGUUCUUGCUGCAAGGAGGAGCGGACCAGCCAGCGUGAGGUGGUGCUCAACUGCCCCAAUGGUGGCACCCUGGAACACAGCUACACCCACAUUGAGAGCUGUCUAUGCCAGGACACCUCCUGCGAGCUCCCGCGAAACCGUGCCCGCCGUUCCCACCCCAGGGUCCUACUGCCUAGAAGUCCCUGA
Chrysochloris asiatica (Cape golden mole) is the source of this 8448-nucleotide messenger RNA. RefSeq names its product mucin-2-like. Gene Ontology annotation, molecular function: protein binding. The transcript has 51 exons. NCBI's taxonomy places the organism in Eukaryota, Metazoa, Chordata, Mammalia, Afrosoricida, Chrysochloridae. Gene Ontology annotation, cellular component: extracellular matrix. The record is from RefSeq and is a predicted model, not a curated record.